Molecule: messenger RNA, 871 nt
Organism: Polistes canadensis
Lineage: Eukaryota; Metazoa; Arthropoda; Insecta; Hymenoptera; Vespidae
Exons: 4
Cellular component (GO): plasma membrane
Source: RefSeq, a predicted model, not a curated record
AUUAAAAACAUAAAUUUUAUUAUUCUUACGAAGAAGUUAAAAUAUCUUUGGAAUAUAAAGUCGAUUUGUCUACCCUGCGAUGACGAAUCUGAAGAUUUUCAACCCAUUCAAUUUAAUGUACCCGCGUCAUAUAAUAAAAAAGUCCAAAUUCAUAAUUGGCAAAUGAAUACGUUGGCAGAACCAAAAGAUAAUAAGGAUAUUUUUCCGCCAAAAGGAAAUCUUCGAAAUUCAACUUACAGACGAUUAGGCUCACUAAACGAACCUAUAGGUGUAUCUGAAACUCGUGCUAUGUUAUCUCAAAUAAAUUUCAAAGAUUUAUACAAAUCGAUGCAGCCACAUAGAAGUUAUCUUAAGAUGCUAUCUCUUGCAAGGACCAAGGAAGAAUAUGAGAAAGAUUUUAAAUUAGAGGAUAUAAUCUAUAAUCCUGAAGAUAUGCGCUGCAUAGAUUAUCGAACCACAACAGAAAUUGAAUAUCGAGCACCAUAUCCAAUUAAAUCUAGACCAUUGCCUCAAACAUCUCCUCCAGAACCAUGGCUACUUAAUCGACGAACUAUCAGUCAUACUCUCGAAGAUCUAGAGAAGCACGAUGCUAUCAUUACAUUCCUAGAUGACAAUAUGGAACUUCGUAAUUGCAUAGCUGGUCCAAACAAGCAACGAAAGAAAAUGAGAGAUAUUAUUUAGAGCUCGGAGAAUUCGAUCGACUCUUUAAAUGGAUACCAUUUGUAUUGAAUUGUCAAAAAUCAUGAUAUUAGAAAAUAUCAAGAUGUUGCAUGUCAUUAGUAAAUAAAUAAAAAUUCAUAGUAUUAUGGUAUAUAAAAUGAAAAAAUUAAAAUGAAUGUUUGUGUUUAUUUAUAAAUAAAAACAAAAGUUU